Molecule: messenger RNA, 3279 nt
Organism: Adineta steineri
Lineage: Eukaryota; Metazoa; Rotifera; Eurotatoria; Adinetida; Adinetidae
Source: the annotation of a GenBank genome assembly
AUGGCAACAAAUACUACUACUACGACAACGCCUUCUACUCCAAUUGAUUUUUCUAUAACCGGUGAAACAAUUCAAUUUGGAAAUAAUGAAAAAGAUAUUUUAGCUUAUUGGAAACAAAUCAAUGCAUUUGAAACAAGUAAUAAAUUAUCGAAAGAUCGACCAAGAUAUACAUUCUACGAUGGACCACCUUUUGCUACUGGUCUUCCACAUUAUGGACACAUCUUAGCUGGUACAAUUAAAGAUACAGUUACUCGAUGGGCUUAUCAAACAGGACAUUAUGUUGAACGUCGAUUUGGUUGGGAUUGUCAUGGUUUACCUGUGGAAUAUGAAAUUGAUAAAACACUUGGUAUUAAAGGUCCUGAAGAUGUAGCUAAAAUGGGUAUUGCUACUUAUAAUGAUCAUUGUCGAAAAAUUGUUAUGCGAUAUGCUGGUGAAUGGGAAGAAAUUGUUGAACGUAUGGGUCGAUGGAUUGAUUUUCGUCGAGAUUAUAAAACAAUGUAUCCAUGGUUUAUGGAAUCCGUUUGGUUUAUUUUUAAACAAUUAUAUGAAAAAGGUUUUGUCUAUCGUGGUUUUAAAGUAAUGCCAUACUCAAUGGGUUGUUGUACUCCAUUAUCAAAUUUUGAAGCUGGACAAAAUUAUAAAGAUGUCGAUGAUCCAGCUGUUUGGGUAUCAUUUCCACUUACACUUGAUCCAACAGUUAAACUUGUUGCAUGGACAACAACACCAUGGACAUUACCAUCGAAUCUUGCACUUUGUGUUAAUCCAAAUUCUAAUUACGUGAAAAUUCUUGAUAAAGCUAAGAAUGAAGUUUUUAUUUUAAUGGAAAAACGUGUAGCUGAUCUUUAUAAAAAACCUGAUGCAUAUCAAGUAUUAGAAACUUUCAAAGGAUCUACUUUAAAAGGAAUGCAUUAUACACCAUUAUUUCCAUAUUUUGCUAAUAUUUCAACAGCUUUUCGUGUGUUAUGUGAUGAUUAUGUAACAGAAGAAAGUGGUACUGGUAUUGUUCAUCAAGCUCCAUAUUUUGGAGAAGAUGAUUAUCGUGUUUGUUUGGCAAAUGGUGUUUUUAAUAAAGAUAGUGGACCUGUUGUUUGUCCAAUUGAUGCUCAAUGUCGAUUUACUGAUGAAGUUAAAGAUUUUCAAGGAUUAAAUGUAAAAGAAGCUGAUAAAGUAAUUAUUAAACAUUUAAAAGAAGCUAAACGACUUGUUCAUCAAUCUGUAAUGAAACAUUCAUAUCCAUUCUGUUGGAGAAGUGAUACACCAUUAAUUUAUCGUGCUGUUCCAUCUUGGUUUAUUCGUGUUGAAGGAAUGGUUGAUCGAUUAUUAGCUAAUAAUAGUAAAGCAUAUUGGGUACCUGAUUUUGUUAAAGAAAAACGUUUUGCUAAUUGGCUUCGUGAUGCACGUGAUUGGGCUAUUUCACGUAAUCGUUAUUGGGGUAAUCCAAUGCCAUUAUGGAUGAGUGAAGAUGGACAAGAAAUUGUUUGUGUUGGUUCAAUUGAAGAAUUAAAAGAACUAUCCGGUGUUUCGGUUGAUGAUAUUCAUCGAGAAUUUGUUGAUGAUAUUACAAUUCCAUCACGAUUAGGUAAAGGUGUAUUACGACGUAUCCCGGAAGUAUUUGAUUGUUGGUUUGAAUCUGGUUCCAUGCCAUAUGCUCAAGUUCAUUUUCCAUUUGAAGGACGUAAAACAUUUCAUGAUACAUUUCCAGCUGAUUUCAUUGCUGAAGGUAUUGAUCAAACACGUGGAUGGUUUUACACAUUAUUAGUUAUUUCAACCGCGUUAUUUGAUCAACCACCAUUUAAAAAUUUAAUUGUUAAUGGAAUUGUUCUAGCAAGUAAUGGAGAAAAAAUGUCAAAACGAUUGAAAAAUUAUCCUGAUCCAAGGGACAUUUUUGAAGCACAAGGAGCUGACGCAUUGAGACUCUAUUUAAUUACAUCACCUGUCGUACGUGGUGAAUCAUUGAAAUUCAAAGAAGAAGGUGUUCGUGAUGUUGUUAAAGAUGUCUUUUUACCAUGGUAUAAUGCAUUACGUCUUCUUAUUCAAUCAUGUGAUCAAUUAGAAAUUGAUAAAAAAGUUCAAUUUACUUAUGAUGAAAAACGUUUAUAUUCAUCUAUGUCAUUAAAUACAAAUGUUAUGGAUACAUGGAUUGUAUCUUAUACUCAAACAUUAUUGGAUUUUGUUAAACAAGAAAUGAAUGCUUAUCGUUUAUAUACGGUUGUACCUCGUCUUGUUAAAUACAUCGAUAUGUUGACGAAUUGGUAUGUCAAAUUAAACAAAAGACGUUUUAAGGGUGAAACAUCAAUGGAAGAUUGUCUUACUUCAUUAAAUGUCCUUUGUUAUAUUCUUUUAACAAUGGCUAAAUUAAUGGGACCAUUUACACCAUUUCUUGCUGAAUAUAUGUAUCAAAUUUUAAGAAAACUAAUGCCACAAUCAUCAACUACUUCUGAACAAGAUCUUAGUGUUCAUUUUCAAAUGAUGCCACAAUCACAAGAAACAUUAGUGAAUAAAACUAUUGAACGUUCUGUUGCUGCUGUUCAAACAGUUAUUGGUUUGGGUAGAACUGUACGAGAACGAAAAGUUGUUCCAAUGAAAUAUCCAUUACCUGAAUUUGUCAUUAUUCAUAAAGAUGCAUCUGUAUUAAAAGAUCUUGAAUCAUUAGAAGAUUUUGUUCGAGAAGGUUUGAAUGUACGAAAAGUAACAUUAUCACACGAUCGUGAACUUUAUGGUGUUGAAAUGCGUACUGAACCGAAUUUUCCAACAUUAGGAAAGAAAUGUGGAGCUAAAGUUAAAUCUGUAACUGAAAAAAUUCGUGCAAUGACUGAUACAGAUAUUGAAAAAUUAUUAUCGAAAGGUGAAGGUGUAAGUCCAUUAACAGUUAUUGAUGAUGUACCAAUUGAAUCAGAAGAUGUUCAUAUUGUUUAUCGUGUUGCCAAACAAACACAAUACGAAGCAACUGCUGAACAAGGAUUUGUUGUUUUACUCGAUUAUACAGCUGAUGCAUCGUUAAACGAUGAAGGUCUCAUUCGUGAAAUUACAAGUCGAAUUCAAAAACUUCGAAAAGAAGCUAAAGUAAAGCCAACUGAUGAUAUAACUAUUUAUUAUUCAGUAGAACCACAAACAAGUGAAAUCGCUCGUGUUGCAUCAGCACAACGAGGGGAAAUUGAAGUCAUCCUUCAAAAACCAUUUCGACCAUUAGCAGAGAAAGACCAAAGUUCUGUUGUUAUUGAAAAGAAACUCCCGGUGAAAGAUGGUGAAAUCGAAUUUGUUAUCACUCGAAAGUCAUAA